CAAAAUCAAUAACAUAAAACACACACAUUCGACUUUAGACCUAAGACAUGCUACUACUAUAAUACAUGAUAAGCAUAUUUAAUUAUUAAUAUAUAUUUUUUCGAUCAAUUCGCGUAACAUUGAAUUAAUUGGGGGCUCAACCGAUCCUUUACAUGGAUAUAAGUACACAACAGGACAUCUGAAUCCUUCAAAAUGAAAUCCUUAGUACUCAAAUCGAGAUCAACGAAGACAAACUCAAAAAUCAGUUAACCGGUGAAACGUACAAUGCCAAACGAGGAUUCGACUUCUUCCGCAUCUACUCUCUACACAUCUAAAAACUACAUGAUUUCGUACGGAUGCUUCAAACAACAAAUCCUACUUGUUUAAUUAGAUGCCCAAUUUAGCAUUUCAAUUUUGUGAUAAAUCAAUUACACUCACCCUGAGUAUCAUAUUUGGCAUUACUUCCAAAACUGGCAAAGUAUAAACGAGCAAAAUAAUUCGGACAUUAUGCCUCUAAGCGAUAAAAGCUUCAUGCAAAAUUUCCGCCUCAAUAAGCACGCAUUUUUAUAUGUUUUGGACAACAUAAGACCCCAAUUAAAAGUCGCUCAAAGGACCACAUCAAUUCCAGAAAUUGUAAAACUGUCAACAACCUUGAGUUCUUCGCACUGGGCGGGUAUCAACACUCGGUCGGCUAAGAUGGGCAUUCGGGCUAGCCCAACAAUCGGUUUCCCAAUGCAUCUUGGAAGUGUGCGAUGCCAUUGAGAAAACUCUGUGCCCAAAGCAUACCAUGUUUCCCUUGACCAUUGAGGAAAAAAUUGAAACAAAUAGAACCUUUUACUUGACGUCCGGAAUUCCAGGCGUAAUUGGAGUGAUUGAUGGGAAAUGAAUAACGGAAUUAACACUUAUUUUUUAAUCGUAAACUAAAACACAGCAUAAAUGCAAUGGUGAUAUGCGAUCACAAAAUGCAGAUAAGGGCAGUAAAUGGUAGAUUUGGAGGCAAGUCGCAUGACUCCCACGUAUGGAACCUCUCAGGAGAACGUGAAAGUUUAAGGACGACCUACGAAAAUGGAAAUAGAAGCGAACGAAUUCUUGUUACAGCUUGCACGGACGGAUGGACGGACAGCACAAAUUUUAAUAAAGACUACAAAACAAUUGAAAGUGCGAAGCGAACAGGGGCACCAACGGAUGCUAUUCCAACUCCAAAAGCAUGGUACUUUGAAGAGAUGAUGUUCAUCAAAGACCAAAUGGCCAUAGCGGCAACUGAUGGUACAGAGACUGAAAGUGAAGAAUGUAGAGUAUCGGAAUCAGAAGAAGUCCCGACUUGCUCUUCAACGUCAAAAAAAAGUUAGGAGAAUAGAACUGAAGAGCUGGUGGGCUUGGCUUUAGAAUAUUUUAAAAAGCCCGAAACUGAAGCAGUCAUAAUUGUCAAAGGAUGGGCUUUGGAAUUGAACAGAUUAGCAGCAGAUCAGAAGAGAUUUGCAGAAAAAAUGAUUAAUGACACUCUGUUUGAAGCUGAGAAUGGAAGUUUGACUAAACAUGGAGUGCAUUUUCUUACUUCCAAUAAUUCAUUUGUUCAAGAAAAUCGUCAGGCGCAUUAUUCAUAUGAUGUGUUGCAACCAACGCCGUUAUCUUCAAACAGCAUAUCACCGAGUCCAACAUAUGGUCAUGAAACACAAGUAAACAUGUCGACAGUGCCUUACCAAAUUGAGCGCAUCAUCCCACCAGAAGAAGACGUCCCCAAUACUGAACUUCAAGCAGAAGCAGCUACAGUAGGCGAAUAUUUGCAACACUUUUCAUCAUUCAAGCAAUUUUUUCUUAAAUAUUUUUUUAAGUACUGAAUUAUUGAGUUGA
Messenger RNA from Bactrocera tryoni, 1830 nucleotides. Its product is annotated as putative nuclease HARBI1. The transcript is spliced from 6 exons. NCBI's taxonomy places the organism in Eukaryota, Metazoa, Arthropoda, Insecta, Diptera, Tephritidae. The coding region runs from base 921 to 1328 and encodes 135 amino acids. The record is from RefSeq and is a predicted model, not a curated record.